Molecule: messenger RNA, 6183 nt
Organism: Leopardus geoffroyi (Geoffroy's cat)
Lineage: Eukaryota; Metazoa; Chordata; Mammalia; Carnivora; Felidae
Gene: RGS3
Product: regulator of G protein signaling 3
Exons: 11
Coding region: 2320-3621 (433 amino acids)
Biological process (GO): signal transduction
Cellular component (GO): nucleus; plasma membrane
Molecular function (GO): protein binding
Source: RefSeq, a predicted model, not a curated record
AAGGCAUGCAUUUUUAAGUGAUUAUUUCUUGUGCUUUUCUCAGGUUACUCUUGCUUGGGGCAGUGGUGGGGGGAGAGCCAGGCCCGGGCCCCUGGAGAUGGCGGAGUCUGGAUCUUACCAGCUUUCAGUCUCUUAAAUCCGAGUGUCCCCUUUCCCCCCAGAACCCUCAGACAGCUCCGUUCCCCUGGCACCGUGGCCAAAUCACCCUCCGUUUAGGCCUGCUUGAUGUCAGCGAGCAGCCAUGAGUCUGAACCUGAGACCAGUGGGUCCUUACUCCAUAAGGCUGUGAAUCUAGAGAGAAACCUUCACAUAGGAAUUUUGGUGAAUUCCUCCAAAUUCAUUCCAUCUCUUGCAGAACAUGGCAGGGGACCAUGGUUUUCUCUAACAGCCGAGAGAGGGAGAAACAAACUCCCAGUGACUGAGAAGCCGCUCUGUGCCAGAUGCUGUUGUUAUCUAAUUUAAUCCUCACUGCCGCCUCUGUGAUGGUCGUCGCCUCCCCAUCUCACAGAUGGAAGGCUCAGAGAUGUUAGGUCCCUCUCCACGGCCACACAGCCAGCUAGUGAUGGAGGCAGGACCUGAAGCAAGGCCUGGCUGCCUCUAAAUACACUGUGCCACACUGCUGCUUCACGUGGCCAACUGGGAAGAUAUGAUUGUGCUGUUUUCCCCGAUAACAUCCUACAUGUAGGUGCAUGAUAUUCUACAAAACAUCUUCCCUUUCAUUUGCUCAAUUCAUUCCCCCAUUCGUUCUUUCAUUCAUUGUCUAUUGAACAUUCUCACGGGCUAGACCCUGCGCCGGGUGCUGGGGUACAGCUGUGAGCAAGUCAAAGGUGCCUGCCCUCAUGGAGCAUAUAAUCUAGAAUGGCACGGUCCAACAUGGUAGCCACUAGCCUCUUGAGUGGCUAAGGUGACCGAGGACCUGAAUUUUUCAUUUUAUUUAACUUUAAUUCAGAUUUACCUGGCACAUGUGUCCUGUCACUACCAUAUCGGACAGCACGGUAUUAAAACCAUUUGCUGGUUACUGUAUUCUGUGGCUUCACUAGGAGUUUAAACCUUCUAGCUUCAGUGUAGGAGCUGCAAAGACCUCUCUCCCUUUCUCUGUACCUGCCCAGCACAGAGAAGGCAGUGACCAGAGAGCCUUCCUGGUGGUUUGUAGGAAUGACACGGACACGGGCAUCAACACUGCACGUUUCUAGGUGGCUUCAUUCUGGAUCUGCACCCAGGCCCUGACCUGUGGGGACGUUGUUCUGAGGCCCAUUUGAUUUUCCCGGGCGUGUACACUGGGAGAUGUCCACAGAACUCAGCACAGUGGGGGUGGUCGUCAGAAGCUUGGUUGGGCUGAGGGAGAGCCCCCCAGAGGUCAUCUGCUCAACUCUCCCUUUGUACACAUGGGGAGGAGAUAGAAGUCCAGAAACCUGGGUGAUCUGUCACGACAGCCAAAGCUGGGCUGUACCAAUGGACACUCUCUGGUGUCAAGGACAUGAGUGGCGGGGUGGGUUUCCCCAGAGACGGUGAGGUGGUAUAAGGGGCGCGGGGCUCACCAGGUACUGCUCUACAAGGCAGGGAACAAGACUGGGGGCCAGCUCCACCGUACCCUGCUGCGUGACCUUAACCACCGCAGUCCUCAGCUUCUUGAUGGGCAAAACGAGGAAGCCAGAUCAUCUAGUGAUUGGAACUCCCUUCCUGAUUUGCCUUUAUGGUCUACAUGUUGUCAGAUCCUUAAAGCCGAGGAAACUGACUUUUAAGCAGCUUCUGAAUGGCAGGCUGUUCCUCAGACUCCACAUGUUUCGUGUUCUCUGUUUUAAGAUGGGAUGUCUGUGAGUGCAACCCCCUAAGGCGUCCUUGGAUUCUUUAGAUUGUGUUAAUCCUCUGGAUUUGCUGCCCGGGACCCUGGGAUUUGCAGGGGGAGGUGGCGUUGUUAUAGAGCGGGCCGUGUUUUCUGCCUGGGUUCUUGUCCAGCCAGGGGUGUUUGUGAGAACAUUGGAAUCACAAAGUGGCCCAUGGCGGAGAAUGCAGCCAGAACAAAGGCGCCCUCUCCCCGCCGGGGGCCGGGGGGAAUACUAACUAGUUGACAGGAAUUUUAAUAUAAAACUCUCCCUCUUCCUUGUCAUUCUGAGGUUUCAGGAAGCCUUCGGGCUUAUCGUGCAGAGGCACACAGCACAGACAGGGCUUGGGGAGGUGAGAGGUGAUUUCCUGCCAUUCUUCUGCGGGGCGGGCUUCCCAGGGCGGUCAUGCCAGGCUGACUGGGCGCAGUGUGGACUCCCACUGCUGGGGGGAGAGCUGGGAUUUCAUGGGGCGGCAGCUGAGACAGGACCCGCAGCCAUGAACCGGUUCAAUGGGCUCUGCAAGGUGUGCUCGGAGCGUCGCUACCGCCAGAUCACCAUCCCGAGGGGGAAGGACGGCUUUGGCUUCACCAUCUGCUGUGACUCUCCGGUUCGAGUCCAGGCUGUGGAUUCUGGGGGUCCGGCAGAGCGGGCAGGGCUGCAGCAGCUGGACACCGUGCUACAGCUGAACGAGAGGCCUGUGGAGCACUGGAAAUGCGUGGAGCUGGCGCAUGAGAUCCGGAGCUGCCCCAGUGAGAUCAUCCUGCUCGUGUGGCGCAUGGUCCCCCAGGUCAAGCCGGGGCCAGACGGCGGGGUCCUGCGGCGGGCCUCCUGCAAGUCGACGCACGACCUCCAGUCGCCCCCCAAUAAGCGGGAGAAGAACUGCACCCACGGGGCCCAGGCACGGCCUGAGCAGCGCCACAGCUGUCACCUGGUGUGUGACAGUUCAGACGGGCUACUACUCGGUGGCUGGGAACGCUACACAGAGGUGGCCAAGCGCGGGGGCCAGCACACCCUGCCUGCGCUGUCCCGUGCCACCGCCUCCACUGACCCCAACUACAUCAUCCUGGCCCCACUGAACCCUGGGAGCCAGCUGCUGCGGCCUCUGUACCAGGAGGAUGCCAUCCCUGAAGAAUCAGGUGGUCCCAGUAAAGGGAAGUCCUACACAGGCCUGGGGAAGAAGUCCCGGCUGAUGAAGACAGUGCAGACCAUGAAGGGCCAUGGGAACUACCAGAACUGCCCGGUCAUGAGGCCGCACACCCCACACUCAAGCUAUGGCACCUAUGUCACCCUGGCCCCCAAGGUCCUGGUGUUCCCGGUCUUUGUUCAGCCUUUAGAUCUCUGUAAUCCUGCCCGGACACUCCUGUUGUCUGAGGAGCUGCUGCUGUACGAGGGGAGGAACAAGGCUGUCGAGGUGACGCUAUUUGCCUACUCGGAUCUGCUGCUCUUCACCAAGGAAGAUGAGCCGGGCCGCUGCAACGUCCUGAGGAACCCCCUCUACCUCCAGAGUGUGAAGCUGCAGGAAGGUUCUUCAGAAGACCUGAAAUUCUGUGUGCUGUAUCUAGCAGAGAAGGCAGAGUGCUUAUUCACUUUGGAAGCGCACUCACAGGAGCAGAAGAAGCGAGUGUGCUGGUGCCUGUCGGAGAACAUCGCUAAGCAGCAACAGCUGGCGGCCUCGCCCCCGGAGAGCAAGAAACUCCACCCUUAUGGCUCUCUCCAGCAGGAGAUGGGGCCUGCCAACUCAACCAAUGCUACCCAGGAUAGAAGCUUUACCUCAUCAGGACAGACUCUGAUUGGCUGAGCAAACCCAAGGGCGGGACUCUGCUUCUGGCAACUUAACCCUUUCUUGGGCAUCCCCUACCACACAGUAACCUCACCUCAACUGGACCCAAAACGGAGGACCAAGAUGGUGGGCCUCAGGUCAUCUGAAGGGAGUGGCCCCACAGGUGUGUGUGGACUGGCAUCAGAAGGACCACAGUGGUAUGAGAGGCCCUGUGGGUACAUGCACACUGGCAUCAGAAGGUCCCAAAAGGAGAAGACUCAAACCUUUUCCCUACAAGGAAGAAGGAGAAGAAAUAGCAUCUGGGCUUCCUGCGGUUCCAGUGCCUGCCUUGGGGGCAACAGGAGAGAGGUUGGCAGAGGUCAGCCCUGAUGGAGAACAAUCUCAUCGUCCUCCACUGCCAGAAGAUAUCUCCACUCAUUCACUUAUUUUACAUCUGUACUCAUUCAUUCAUUUCUUAAUUCAGCGGAUAUUUUGGGGACAUCUACUUUAUGCCAGGCUCUGGGCUAGGAGCUGAGGGUUCUGUGGAGAAUGAGAUGGACAUAGUCUCUGCUUCUGUCAAGAUUUCAGUCCUGGUAGGGGAGCGAGCAUUAACUAGGUCAACACCAACACAUACACACAUGCACACACGUGAUUACAAACUGAUCAUCUACGAAGAAAAAGAUUCCUUUAAGAGAAAAUAUUAUUUAGGUUGCUGUGUGUGGGGGGUUGUUGGUGGGGGGCAGUGAAUAUAUCAUAACUUUUAGGUUGAGACCUGCAGGCCAGAAAGGGGUUAGCCAGUCAGACUUUGGAAAGAGUGUUCCAGCAAAUGGAAAAGCCUUUGGAGAGGAGAGAUGGGAAGGAGGUUGGUGUGCUGGGGCCAACAGAAGCCAGGCCAGUGUGGCUAGAGCGGAGUGAAGAGGCGGACCAGAUGAGUGAGUUCCAGAUCGUGUAGGGCCAUGGUGGUUAAUGUUUUAUGGAUUUCAUUCUAGAUACAGUGGGAAGCCACUGAAGGCUUUGAGAAAGGGAGUCAGUCUCAGGGACAUUUCUAGAAGAUCAGAGGGCCCAAGGAGGCAUCCAAGUGGGUAGGAAGAGAUGAGUUAGGGGGUCCCUUCAGUCUUCCAGGGGCUUGGUGGCCUAUUCUAGGUAGGACCUAGGACCCUUCUGAGGGGCAAUGGUUGCCUGUCCUAGGUAGUGGUUGGGGAGGUAGGUAUGUGAAUUUCCAGACCCUUGGAUAUGGUGGAGGCUCUGGGAUAAGAAGAGAGAAUUCCCUGCCCCCCACCUCCCCUUGUUCUCCUCUACUUUGUCUUGUUCUCUCGGUGACCUACUAGGACCUACUAAGGGACAGUGAUUAGAGCCCUGCCGCUCACUGCCUGGAGCCCAGGGUUGGACAGCUCUCAUACCAUUCUCUAACUGUCAAGACCUAGAGGGAGGGAAGCCCAAGGUCACGGGUCUGAGUGACAUAGCUCGUACACAAAAGGUAUGUGUAGGACCAGAGUCACUUGCAUAGAAAAAGGGGGUCAAAGAGGCUAGAGAGAUGGCUCAGACCAGAGAAGCCCCUGGACCUUGGGUGGUCUCUGCAUUGUGUCCUAGAAGACCGUCUCAGUGUCUUUAGAGAGGGCUCUUAUGCCUGGUGAGGUUGCUCAGCUGCUGUGGCCACUUGAACUCCAAGAAGCAUGGCCCAGAAGAGACUAUGUCCAUCACCUUCCAUUUAGGCAAGAUCAGACAUCCCCUGAACAGGGGAUGGGAUGUAUCUGCCAGCGACCAGGCUGAUGCCCCCACCCCGCAGGGGAAUAGGCUGGGGCUGCAGUGGGGCAACUGAUACACAGCAUCUGUCAGCCAGGACUCAGCCCGCAGGGUUAAUUCUGAGAGGCGGAGCGGCUGCGUCUGCACAGACAGCAAGCUGCACUUUGAUUUCAUUUGAUUCCCUUAUAAAAUGACAUUAAGGGGAAUGUGAGGCCCAGGAGAAUCGCCUGUCUGGGAAGGCAGCGACCUUGACUCUCCCAGACCUGGUGACCUACCUCUGUCCACCAGACAGGUGCAGAGGACGGGAACCCUGGCCAUUCUCUGAAAUGGAGAACGAGAACAUAACACCGAGCCCUGGGCACAGGGCUUUCCUCCCAUCCGGUCCUGACAAGCUGCUGACUUGGGGUCCUAGGCCUAGCCACUUCCAGGGGGAGCAGACGUCAGCUCCUGGAGGGCCUGGGCCAGUCUUCCCGGUGACUGUGGUGAGCCCCAGCGCCACUGCUGCUCUGCCUCUCAAAUCGAUAAGACAAUUCAUUUGGCUUCAUGGGCUGGAGAAGAUGAAACAUGACCGGGUGGCCACUGCUCUUCGGCAUCCCGGUCCGUCCCAGCCAUCCAGGAUGAUGAACAUGCUAUCGAAAGUGCAUCUGAGAGUCAUAAUCACGGGAAACAUGGCUGGGCCCCGCCCUCCACAUAAAUCAUGCUGAGAAGCCUACACAAUGGCCUCUUUCCUGAUGGUCCAAUUGUCUUCGUUUGGUGUCUGGGGCUUGGGAGCCGGGAGGAUGGGAGCACAACCAUUUAUUGUUGAAAAGGCCAUCUGUGAGAUUUGAAUACAAAGUGAUCCCUUAAGUUUCCUUCACA